This is a messenger RNA of Trichogramma pretiosum, 2549 nucleotides long. Its product is annotated as acanthoscurrin-1-like. The transcript is spliced from 7 exons. The record is from RefSeq and is a predicted model, not a curated record. The coding region runs from base 271 to 1233 and encodes 320 amino acids. NCBI's taxonomy places the organism in Eukaryota, Metazoa, Arthropoda, Insecta, Hymenoptera, Trichogrammatidae.
CUACGUGAGAAGCUUCCGUUUCACGGCCGGCGUCCAUCUUCGUCAUCGCUGUGUAGCGUGAGUUCAACACUGCCACACACUACACAGUUUUGGUUGAGACUUUUGGAGCAGUGCUUUGUGCGGCUACAAAAAAGAGCUGCCCGUUCUUUAAAAACAGAACGACAUCACAACAGUAUUAUCUUUAGGCUAAACGCGGGCUCAGCUACAUUGCCCGUUCUAAUAAAUAACUCAACGAAAUUAUUGCACUUGGGUCAAUCAGCGAAGGCAACCAUGGCUGACGUUGUUCCAACCGGAAUGCCUAGAGGUGGAGGCGGUGGAUUUCGUGGACGAGGUGGUCCACCCCGGGGACGCGGUGGAUUUGACCGCGGCGGCAGAGGAGGCCCCCCACGAGGAGGUAUGAUGAGAGGGCGAGGAGGACCUGGUGGAAUGAGAGGUGGUCCUCCUGGUGGAAGAGGUCGAGGAGGUCCCCCAAAUAGAGGACGUGGUGGGCAUUUCCCCCCUGGAGGACCACCUGACAAUGGUGGAGUAGGAGCGCCAGGGGCACCCAGAGGCCGUGGUAACGGAGGUGGAUUUAGAGGUAGAGGUCGUGGCGAUUUCGGAGGACGUGGUGGUGGUGGUUUCAGAGGUCGAGGCGGCCUUGGUGGUGGUGAUAGAGGUGGUCGUGGUGGUCGAGGUGCACCUCGUGGAGGACCUAUGGGAGGUGGACGAGGUAAUGGUGACCGUGGUAGAGGUAUGGGAGGUCGAGGAGGUCCACAAAAGCGAGGAGGUGGACCACCAGUCUCUGUAGGGCCACCAAAGAGGCCACGAUUUGAUGCUCCACCUGCACCCCCAGCAAAUGGUUAUGCUCCACCUCCAGCUCCAGGUUACGGAGCUUCAGGUAAUGGGUAUGCUGCUCCUCCACCACCUGCUCCAGGUUAUGGUGCUAGUUAUCCACCCCAGCAAGGAUAUGCACAAGGCUACCAAGGCUAUGAAAAUUACCAGCAACCACCAGAGUAUGCGCAACCACCUGGUUAUGCACCAGCUCCCCCACCCCCAGACAACAGAUAUGGUGCCCCACCAGUAGCAAAUCCAGGAUAUGCAGAUCCUUAUGGUUAUAAAGCACCUGCUCCAGAUACAUAUGCAGCCACAUAUCAACCUGAAGCAGUUGACAGCGGCUACUAUAAUUAUUCUUCAGGUUAUGAUUAUCAGGGGCAAAAUACUAACUAUACACCCAUGAAUUAUGGAGCGAACUAAGUAAAUAAAACCAAAUCUACCAUCUCAUGAUUAAGCUGUUCAUGGAGAUGGCUAAGGAGUCGAUUUGGUGUCUCUGUCAAUGGUGAGUACUGUUAUUGAAGAACAAAGAAAAUUCCUUACCUCGAAAAUUGCGUAUUACAUCGCUGAUAGUAAUUUUGCUUGUCAUGAAGAUAAAAUUUUUUAAUUUUUAAAUUCUCAAAAAUGCAAAAUUACUUUUAGUUGUGUCGACUUCUUAGAAUAAAUAGGAAAAUCUAAGUUUUAUGUUAGGUUCAUAUCACAGUACUUGUCAUCCAAAAAAUUAUUGCGAAAAUAAAACCGUAAAUUAGCAAAUCUCAAUGGGUUUUGCUCAAACCCAUUUUUUAUGAAUGUUUGAUGAUUGCUCUUAAGUAUGUAGACAAAAGAAAGUGAGAUGUGAGAUUUUUUUAAAUGAAAUCAUAUGCUUUGUAAAUAAAAUAUGAAUGUAUGAAAGCUUGAUAACUACAGUUAACAUUUUAAAGACAAUAUCCAACUUGAACAAUUUUAUUUUGAUUGCUUAAAACAAUACUGAGACACACUACAACAAAUAACAUUGUGAGCAAGCAUACAAUGCUAGCAAUGAUCUCUAUAAUGUUAUUUUUUAAUAGACAACUAAUACAACAAAAUAAUGAUUGUAAGUCACAGAAAAGCUCAUUUGAUAUAUAGGGAAUAAUGAGUUAAAAGACUUAAUGUCACAAGAAUUCAAAAGAAAUUGUAUACAACAAUUAUUGAUAGUCUCUUUUGAGCAAAUGAAAUAUAUUAUCACUUUUCUUCAUUCUUAAAUGUCAUUAGGGCUGUACAUUACAGUAUUCCUCGCGAGUGGCAACAAUUUUUACAAUUUUUUUUAUAAUCUUUUAAUAAUUAACAUCAAUGUUUUUAAAAUAAGAAACGAACUUGAUUUGUAAAAUAAUUAAAAACAAGGGAUUUAUUUGUGUUUGUCACGCGCUAGGAUAUUUGAUAACUAUUCAAAAUUUUAGAACAAAAUAAAUAUUUAUUAUCACUAUUACAUUUUUAUAAUUAAAUGAUACAUAAAACAACACUUAGUGUACAUUAGUUCAAGCAGUUAGUAGCAGUAGUACUUGUCAAUUUACUAUAAUUGCUAUUCAAAUAUUGAAAUCCAGAUAAUAAAAAAUAUAUAUGUACAUGAUUUAUUUAUUUAAAAAAAUAAAUCUUGUUGAUGAAAUUUUUACCUUACAUUGAAGUGUUUGUACUUCUACAUUUUGCGUAGAAAAAUUGAUGAAAAAAUCAAAUUCUCAUCAAGUACCAAAAAGUUGGUUUUUACCUAAAUAAAUAAUUUCAAA